AGUUGUCAUCAGCUGUUUCUAUAUGCAACAAUCAUUUGCAACAGCUGACUGUUUUAAGUACAUAAUACUAAUAAUUUCCUAAUUUCCUAGAUGUCUCGUAAUUGCACAUUCCUAGUUGUUGGCGGCGGCAUUGCUGGCGUCUCUUGUGCAGAAGCUUUAACCAUUUGUUGUCCAAACGAAACGAUUUUACUGUUGACCGAAUCGAGCGUGGUAAAGAGCGUGACUAAUCUGGUGCCAGUUGCUCGCUAUCUACACAAGUUCGAUGUACGGGAACAGAAUGUAAGCGAUUUACGUGCAGGCAUAGGGACCAUUGUGGACCAGCUGGCAUACAUCAACAGCGGUGAACAUUGGGCGCGCACCAAGACUGGGCUGGUCAUCAACUAUCGCUAUAUCUGCUUGUGCACGGGCGGUGCAGCUAAAUUGUUUAGCACCGGCGAGAAUGAGCUCAACACACGCAUCAUUGGCAUACGCGACACAGAUUCUGUGCUGGAGCUGCAGCGUCGGCUGGCCAGCGCUAAGGAUGUGCUCAUUCUGGGCAACGGAGGCAUUGCUAGCGAAUUAGCUCAUGAGUUGCACGAUGUGAACGUACACUGGGUAAUCAAGGAUGCUCACAUUUCGGCAACCUUCGUGGAUCCCGGCGCAGCAGAGUUCUUUCAACUAGCCAAACGGGAGACGGAUCAGACAGUAACAACCAAACCUGCAACGGCUAUCAAGCGAAUGCGUUAUAGCGAAUUGCUACCCAGAGCCGAGCAGGAGGAGCAGAAGCAAAGUAGGCGCGGCGCCGCCUUGGGACCCGACUGGCAUCGUACCUACGACUUAGGUGGAGGCGUCGCAGACACUGCUAGUCGAGAUAUGCCCAAGAUUUAUUACAAUUCUCACAUAGAGCGUGUCGAGCAGGUCACAACUGGAGAAGCUUUGUCCAUUAGUCUAAAGCACGAUGAUGGUAGUGUGCAGCGUCUCAACUGUGAUUUCAUUGUGUCCGCAACAGGCGUGCAGCCACGACACGACUACGAAACAGAUAAACCACUUCAACUGGCGGCGGAUGGCGGCAUUAAAGUGGAUGAAAUGAUGAACACGAAUCUGUGUGACGUUUAUGCGGCGGGGGAUGUGUGCACCGCUGGCUGGCCAAAUGGAACGCACUGGUUUCAGAUGCGACUGUGGACGCAGGCGCGUCAAAUGGGUGCCAUGGCUGGGCGCAGUAUGGCAGCUGUACACGAGGGCGAAACAGUCUAUCAAGAUUUCUGUUUUGAGCUAUUCGGCCAUGUGACGCAACUGUUUGGCUUUCCUGUUGUUCUGCUCGGACGCUUCAACGGCCAGGAUCUGGGUCGCGACUAUGAGUUGCUUGUGCGCUGCACACGCAAUAAAGAAUACAUCAAAUUUGUACUACAUCAAGGACGACUGCGCGGGGCCAUAUUGAUUGGUGAUACGGAUCUCGCAGAGACCUGCGAGAAUUUGAUAUUAAAUGGCACAGAUCUGACUCCCUAUGGAGAUGACAUACUUAAUCCGGACAUAGACAUUGAAGACUACUUUGAUUAAUUGAAUAAUUUUACAAAUAAAGUAUUAGUUAUGCUUAAAAUUAAGCUUAAGUCUAAGUUGAGUUCGGCUUCUUCUGGUUGUGU
Messenger RNA from Drosophila hydei, 1619 nucleotides. RefSeq names its product pyridine nucleotide-disulfide oxidoreductase domain-containing protein 1 (gene Pyroxd1). Bases 91 to 1536 code for a protein of 481 amino acids. NCBI's taxonomy places the organism in Eukaryota, Metazoa, Arthropoda, Insecta, Diptera, Drosophilidae. Gene Ontology annotation, molecular function: oxidoreductase activity; flavin adenine dinucleotide binding. The record is from RefSeq and is a predicted model, not a curated record. The transcript has a single exon.